ACAACAUCACGACCACAAAAAUACAUUCACGCUUUCGCACUCGUACUUGAUCAAAGCUGCUUUUGGCAUCUUGAGUCAAGCACCUUCUUACAUACACACACACACACACACACACCCGAAAUACUUUAUUCAACGAACCACCAUCUUCAUCAUCAUGUCAGACACCGAGACUGCCACCGCCAAUGGAGGCGCCAAGGAGACCAUGAGCCAGCAGGACGUCGAGUUCUUACUCACCUGCCUUAGAAACUCUGUUGCUGGGAGUCUCACUGUUGAUGCCACCAAGAUCGCAGUGGCCCUCAACUACAGUAACCCUCGCUCGGUCACCAAUAAGAUUUCCCUCUUCAAGAAGAAGUACAACCUUGCCAUCAGCACUGCCGGCGCCAAGGCUGCUGCUGCUGCUGCUUCUGCUUCCGCUGGUGACGGAAAUGCUGCCACUCCCACUAUCCCCAAGACACCUGCUCCACCCAAGACCCCAAAGGGCAAGAUUACCAAGGGUAAGGCUACUCCAAAGGGUUCCGCUACCAAGAAGACCCCAGUCAAGAAGGCUGUCAAAUCUGCUGUUAAGGCUGAGGAUGAUGACGAGGAGGCUGAUGCUGAUGAGGAAAUGGAGGAUGCUAAGGACACCACCGUCAAGCAGGAUGAUGAGGCUUAGAUUGAGUUCCGCUACACCUAUACUCAAUCAAUUCAUUGAAGUUUCUGGAGUCUGAUACCUGCGUGGCAUCGCUCUUCUUUGACUACAACAAAAGCUUUUGCUGGCUGAAUAUUUAUGGUUGUUGAGGGGGCAGGAUAUCUGGGGUUAUUUCCUUUGGGCUGUUCAUGGUGGCGUUUAGCGUCUUCGGAUAUGAGGUCUUUUUCUCUCUGAGUUGGAGGGCCUCAUCUGCGUUUUCUUUCGGAACCAGAGGUUCGUGGUUUGGUAAGAAAGAGAAGUUCUGGCUUCGGCUUUCCCCUAUUCGCCAGGAGAUCCUUACUUUCUUAGCUGGUCUGGAUGAAUACAUAGAUCAAUGCAAUGAAAUCAUCAUGAAAACAUUAUCUUUGUCUCUUGAUUCUUCUUUUCAGCGAAUCUCAAU
This is a messenger RNA of Cadophora gregata, 1067 nucleotides long. RefSeq lists its product as uncharacterized. The record is from RefSeq and is a predicted model, not a curated record. The coding region runs from base 155 to 652 and encodes 165 amino acids. The transcript is spliced from 4 exons. NCBI's taxonomy places the organism in Eukaryota, Fungi, Ascomycota, Leotiomycetes, Helotiales, Ploettnerulaceae.